AUGACACUUCGAACCAAGUAUCUAGAGCCGUGGAUCCAAGCUAGAGAGAACCUGGAGAGAAGAGAUUGGCUGUCAAAAGACAAAGAGAAAGAAGAGACACAGACCUUAAUUGACAAGGUCUACAAUGCUCUCGGCUCCAUUUCGUGGUCUGCAAACAUCAGAGGCUUCAGUAACACAGAGCGCACAGUCACACUUGCUACAUAUUGUACGGACGAGUGGCUAUCUGAUAUCCAGGAAAAUCAAAUGCUUGACCUACUUCAGAGAAGGUUGCAACAUGAGCCUGGAGGUCAACAGAUCAAAGUUGAGAGUGUGUACUUCUACAUUCUCUUGAAAAGAGGAUAUGACGCCCGUCAUUUCACAUGCAUAUGGGAGACUAGGCAUGCACUUUCAUCGGGCCUCGGUCCAAGUUGCAUUGGCUUCUUGGUAAAUGUCAAUAGAAACCACUGGGUGGCAGUCAUCGUCAACUUCAAUUCUCGCUCUAUCCUUUAUGGUGACUCACUCAAUCAAGAGCCUCCGAACGACAUGCUUGCUAUACUGCAUUGGUGGAUGCAUCAUCAUACUGGUCAUCGUUUCACUACACGUUCACUUGAAAUCACUUACCAAAAAGAUGCCUUCUCAUGUGGCCUCCUCUCCUUCAAUGCCCUCGCACAUCAUUUUCUUCCCAUGGAGUAUCCCUUGAUUGCUGUUUCGAAUGUGAGGAAUGGACGGCUCAAGAUCCUGUUGGAUAUCAUUGAUCAGCACCUUGACCAGGCAGGUGUGCGUCACUUACAAGGACGAACAUUGCUGACUUCUUUAUUUGAUAGAGCUUCGAGUCCAUCAGUCAAGAAUAUCAGUUCACCUUCUCUCAAUCCAAAACCGCUGCUUACCUUGUGCGAUCAGAAAGUCCUUUAUCUUCCAAAAGCAAGACUUGGAUAA
Molecule: messenger RNA, 915 nt
Organism: Suillus subalutaceus
Lineage: Eukaryota; Fungi; Basidiomycota; Agaricomycetes; Boletales; Suillaceae
Exons: 2
Coding region: 1-915 (304 amino acids)
Biological process (GO): proteolysis
Molecular function (GO): cysteine-type peptidase activity
Source: RefSeq, a predicted model, not a curated record